CGAGAUCUCCCAUAGCUGCCCAACACAAGCGCAGCGCAGCCGUCCAUAGACCCGUCCAUAGACCAGGCGACACCUCUCACCCUCCACGCAACUAUGGCCCCGAAGGCGCCGGCUAAGAAGGCGGAGCCCCCGAAGAAGGAGGAGGCGAAGCCGGCUGCUGCUGCCCCUCCGCCGCCCGAGGAGCCGCCCAAACCUGCGUUCGAUCCCUCGACCAUCGUGAUUGAAUUCACGCAGGAUCAAAUCGAAGAGUACCGCGAGGCAUUCUCGCUCUUCGACCGCACGGGAGAGAUGAAGAUCACCUACUCCCAGUGCGGGGAUAUCAUGCGCGCCCUGGGGCAGAACCCCACCAACUGCGACGUGAUGAAGGUGCUGGGCAACCCCAAGCCUGAAGAGAUGCUGGUGAAGACGAUGGACUUUGACACGUUCCUGCCCAUGAUGCAGGCCAUCUGCAAGAUCAAGGACCAGGGCUCGUACGAGGACUUCGUGGAGGGCCUGAGGGUGUUCGACAAGGAGGGCAACGGCAGGGUGAUGGGGGCUGAGCUGCGCCACGUGCUCGCCACGCUCGGCGAGCGGCUCACGGAGGAUGAGGUGGAGCAGCUGAUGACCGGACAAGAGGACUCGAGUGGCUGCAUCAACUAUGAAGCUUUCAUCAAACACAUCUUGGCUGGCUGAGACUCAAGAAUUACUCUGCUGGUGUUAACAGAAAGGCUGGAACAGCUCAACCUAUUGUGUCAAUGAAAAUGUUUAAAAUGUCAACCCCCUACGAAACCUGUGUAGUCAUGACGUGCUGAUGAGUAUUAUGAACAUUUUGUCGUAGACAUGUUUUGUGCAUUAUAAAACAAUGCUGUGUGUUAACGAGUGUCGUGAAAUAAAGAUAACAAUUACAGUGAUGUACUGGAUUUUUAAAUACAUUUUGAAAAAAUGUACCGAGUCUCUGAGCCAUCUUUAACAGCCUCACUUUGAAUUAGUACUGUAUUAUAAGAGCAUUUGGGAACAUAGAUGCCCCAUCUGCAAUGCGGAUUUCCAUUUACCAUUUUGCAAGUGAAAGUCACCGGUGUCUUCUACUCCUGUGGGCCAUGCGUUAGUUAUUCUGGAAGUGUGCGAACUGCAAAGGUGUUCAAAGUGCACACUAUGUAAUCUGUUACCCCUGGAUAUCGCGAGUUUUGUUGACUGGUGGAUUCGCCAUUGUUUAUUCACAAAUAAAAAGGCAAUCUAGGACCUUUUUGCCAGUAUCAAAGUUUGAAAAAAAAAUAAUAGCUGCUCAUCCUGAGCUAUAAAUACUCUGAUAGUGCAUUGUCCUUGUACUGUUCACCUUUUGCGUUUUCUGGUCUGACACGGGUGGUGAGACUAGGCCCUAAAGAAGACUGCCUCUGGUGUAGGCCAAUAAGUUUCAAAGACAAUGCGUAUAUUAUGAGAGCGUGUUUGUUUGCAUGCUCACCACAAGUACGUGUGGUUAAUGCAGACUUUAUUCCUUGCAAAAGGUUUAUAUUUGAUGUCUGAACAUCUUAACACCUGUUUUAUUUCCAGAAAGGGUAAAAUCUAUUCUAAUUUUUUCAUAAAAAGUCAAUAUAUAGCUUACUGUCUUGCACUUUGUUGCAAGAUGUUUGUCUAAACCGUUUUUAGUGUCUACCAGAGAUGAAGUAAUAAAAUCAGUUUGUUUGCCGUAACUAGAUGGAUUGUUGAAUUGCAAUACUGAGAGAUGGAGAUGGCAUGGGGAGGCCUUCAUCUAGGAGAGGAAAGAUCAAUGCAGAUGAUGGGGAUGAUGAUGUGUAAAAUUGACUAAUAUUGAUUCUUAAGCUCCCAAUAAAUGCGUAAAGUCUGGUAAGAA
Molecule: messenger RNA, 1828 nt
Organism: Petromyzon marinus (sea lamprey)
Lineage: Eukaryota; Metazoa; Chordata; Hyperoartia; Petromyzontiformes; Petromyzontidae
Product: myosin light polypeptide 6-like
Cellular component (GO): myosin II complex
Molecular function (GO): calcium ion binding
Source: RefSeq, a predicted model, not a curated record